AUGAGUGGGCUUGGCCGGCUGUUCGGGAGGGGAAAGAAGGAGAAGGCACCAACCCCUGAAGAGGCAAUACAGAAACUGAAGGAGACGGAGAAGAUACUGAUCAAGAAACAGGAAUUUCUGGAGCAGAAGAUUGAACAAGAGCUACAAACUGCCAAGAAGCAUGGGACCAAGAACAAGAGAGCCGCCCUACAGGCUUUGCGGAGGAAGAAAAGGUUGGAACAGCAGCUGGCACAAACCGACGGGACAUUAUCCACCCUGGAGUUCCAGCGUGAGGCCAUUGAGAAUGCCACCACCAAUGCAGAAGUGCUUCGUACCAUGGAGCUUGCCUCCCAAGGCUUGAAGAAGGCCUACCAGGACAUGGACAUUGACAAGGUAGAUGAACUGAUGGCUGACAUCACAGAACAACAGGAGGUGGCCCAGCAGAUCUCAGAUGCCAUUUCUCGGCCUGUGGGCUUUGGAGAUGACGUGGAUGAGGAUGAACUGCUGGAGGAGCUGGAGGAGCUGGAGCGGGAGGAACUGGCCCGAGAGCUGUUAGACGUGGGUGACAAGGAGGAGGAGCCCCCAGUCACACUGCCCAGUGUACCCGCUACACAUCUGCCUGCAGAGCCAGCUCCCAAAGCGGAUGAAGAUGAAGCAGCCCUAAAGCAGCUGGCUGAGUGGGUGUCCUGA
Messenger RNA from Rangifer tarandus platyrhynchus (Svalbard reindeer), 669 nucleotides. The record is from the annotation of a GenBank genome assembly. Lineage: Eukaryota; Metazoa; Chordata; Mammalia; Artiodactyla; Cervidae.